Messenger RNA from Sorghum bicolor (sorghum), 1791 nucleotides. Its product is annotated as protein root UVB sensitive 2, chloroplastic. The record is from RefSeq and is a predicted model, not a curated record. NCBI's taxonomy places the organism in Eukaryota, Viridiplantae, Streptophyta, Magnoliopsida, Poales, Poaceae. Gene Ontology annotation, cellular component: chloroplast envelope. Gene Ontology annotation, biological process: auxin polar transport; response to UV-B. The transcript has 10 exons. Bases 238 to 1557 code for a protein of 439 amino acids.
CCCAUCAUUCCCCUCUCUUCCUCGCUGGAUUGCCACGACUGGAUGACGCAACCCACCCACCCCGCGCCGUCCCAUAUCCCUUCCGCCGAGCUCGGCGGCGUCUCGCCCUCACCGUGACCGGGCGGAGAGAGAGAGAGGUAGAGCAGCCACCCACCAGGCAUCAGCCUUGAAGGGGGCGCUGAAGUGGCGGCGACGGUCGAGGCUCGAGCUCCCGUGCCGCGCUCCGAGCUAACCUAGAUGAACAUACUCGCGAGGAUAAGUGGAGGUGGCGACAGGGCGGCCGCCACGGAGCCGCCGCCCCCGCAGCCGAUGUGCUGGGUGGAGAUUUCGGAGUCCGUCUCACGGCUCUGCAGCUUCGACGCCGCUGGUAGUGGCGGCGGCAGCAUCUCUGUAAAAGUUAUUCAGGAUGCUAGACCUAUCCAUGAUAAAGUUGUUGAUUCUUUCUUGAACAAGUUUUUUCCAUCAGGUUAUCCAUACAGUGUGAAUGAGGGUUACUUAACUUAUACCAGAUUCCGAGCACUACAGCAUUUCUCUAGUGCUAUGCUACAUGUGCUGUCAACACAGUCGUUGCUAUUUGCUGCAGGUUUGCGACCUACCCCAGCUCAAGCAACUGCUGUAAGUUGGAUUCUCAAAGAUGGAAUGCAGCACGCAGGAAAGCUCAUUUGUAGCAGCAUGGGGGCAAGAAUGGAUUCUGAACCAAAGAGUUGGAGGAUACUUGCUGAUGUUCUCUAUGAUCUUGGUACUGCCUUGGAAGUUGUUUCACCGCUGUGCCCACAACUUUUCCUUGAAGUAGCUGGCUUGGGAAAUUUUGCGAAGGGAAUGGCCGUUGUUGCAGCAAGAGCGACAAGGCUUCCAAUUUACUCUUCUUUUGCCAAAGAAGGCAACCUUAGUGAUUUGUUUGCUAAAGGGGAAGCCAUCUCAACACUUUUCAAUGUCAUGGGAAUAGGAGCUGGAAUUGGAUUGGCAUCUACUGUCUGUUCAACAACUCAAGGAAAGUUAAUUGCAGGCCCGUUACUUUCUGCAGUGCAUAUAUACGGAGUUGUUCAAGAGAUGAGAGCAACUCCUGUAAAUACACUCAACCCACAAAGAACAGCAAUGAUUGUGGCUGAUUUUAUUAAGAGUGGAAAGGUUUCUAGCCCAGCUGAGCUAAGGUACAGAGAAGACCUUCUGUUUCCUAACCGAGUUAUAGAAGAAGCUGGAAGUGUGAAAAUUGGACAGCCACUCCGCAGGGUCUUGAGUCCGUCGCUUGUUGAACAGCUGAGGGCAACUUUCCCAGAUGAGAAGUUCUUGCUUACCCAAAAAAGCAACAAGACAUACAUGGUUCUUGAGCAAAGUGCGAGCGGAGAGGACGCGUUGAGGGGGUGGCUGGUCGCCGCAUUUGCUUCAGAGAUGGAGAGGUCAGGCAUCGUUUCGCGUGACACGGUUCUGAAGGAAGCCUAUGAGAAGACAAAGAUGGUCUUCCCCAGUUUUGUAUCAGAAGUUAGGAGUAGAGGGUGGUACACAGAUCAGUUUUUGGAUGGGAACGGUAGUCGAGUUGCAUUUGCAAAGUUUCAGUAGUUGCAAGACUAUAAGUUUUUAUGUUUUUGGAGGAAGAUGCGGAACCAUGCAUGAACUCAUGCAGUGCAGGGCAGUGUAGUCUAACUCUUCUAGUUACACAGAAGAUGAACUGACCAAGUGUCACACAGUUUUGGUUCUUAGAACUUUUUUUUUCGUGUGCACGUUGGGGUAGUUUGUGAUCAUGGAGAUUCCAUGAAUGUUUCGCCAGCUAGUCUAUCUAUUUUAUGAUUUUUC